Phytomonas sp. Hart1 is the source of this 3789-nucleotide messenger RNA. NCBI's taxonomy places the organism in Eukaryota, Euglenozoa, Kinetoplastea, Trypanosomatida, Trypanosomatidae. The record is from the annotation of a GenBank genome assembly.
AUGCGUACUAAUAGCAGUAUUAUCGAUAACAGCAUUAUCAGUGAGGUUCGUCCCUUAUGCCGCAAACACUGGACAACGUGGGUGACCAUAUGGCCGUUCGUGUUCCUUUAUGCGGCAAGCAUAGCUCUCUACCAUAACCCGGAGCUUAUCUGGGACCGAAUUACGUACCUGGUACACCAGACCUACAUUGAUUUUCUUCAUACUACCUUUUUACCGCUUAGUAUCUUUUUACACGUGUUCCUUUCGAUGUUCACGAUCUGGUCCGUUAAGUUCCGCUCAAAUAUACUUUAUAAGACUGUGCCUCUGGAAAGGCUAGGGGAUGCUACGGAUGUGUUGGUGAUCACGCACUCUCAUAAGGGCGAAUCUGAGGUUGUGCCUUUGCAGCAAGAAUCUGAGAAGGAUUCACAGCCGUGUUUUGUGUUUCAGCAGCGGAAGUGGAAAUUGGAUGAUAAGAAGGGUUUAUUUGUGAAGCCCACCUUUCCUACAAAAUACUCCUUUUCACACUACAUCAACUGGAAGGGUAUUCCCACCGAGGCAAACCGUGAAAAACAGUUGGACACGUACGGCUUAAACAAAAUGGAGGUGAUUAUACCCGACUUUCACGACCUCUUUGUUGAUCAUAUGCUCUCCCCUUUUUUUGUAUUUCAGAUGUUUUGUGUAUUGCUUUGGUGCCUUGACGAGUACUGGUACUAUUCUCUUUUCACAGGCGUCAUGAUGGUGGGCAUGGAGUGUGCGACGGUAUACCAGAGAAUCCGUAAUAUGCGUAUGCUGCGUGAUAUGGCGGAAAUUCCCUUGCGCGAUGCCAAGGUGAUUCGAAACGGUAAAGAGGUUGACAUUAAGACAGAUGCCUUGCUACCUAUGGAUAUCCUCGUGGUUCCUAGCAACCAACCAUGCCCAGUGGAUGCGGUUCUGGUCAAAGGCACUUGUGUGGUCAAUGAAGCGACGCUGACGGGUGAGUCCACACCACAGCUCAAGGAAGCUGUAGACGACAUCGAUCUCGCUCUUAACAUCAAGAAGCACACGCGGCACAUGAUAUUUUCCGGUACACAAAUUCUUCUGAGCAGUGGCCCCAAGGAGGAGCUUGACAAUAACCUUAAGUCCCACUCAAAAGCUCCCAGCAAUGCCCUCGCAGUGGUUCUCAAGACAGGGUUUGAGACCAAGCAAGGUAAGCUGCUGCGCACCAUCUUGCAUAGCCAAGGCCGUGUGAGUGAGAACAGCGGCGAGGCCUUCGCCUUUAUCGGUGUCCUAGUCGUGUUCGCUCUGGCUGCCAGCGGCUACCUGCUCAAGCACGGACUGGCAGACCCGCGUCGCAACCGGUGGAAGCUUUUCCUAUCCAGCGUCCAAAUCGUCACGUCGGUGGUCCCACCAGAACUUCCGAUGGAACUCUCUCUCACGGUCAACACUUCCCUGCUCGCACUCUCGAAAAUCUCCAUCUUCUGCACGGAGCCAUUCCGUAUUCCUUAUGCAGGUAUGGUCGACACGUGCUGCUUUGAUAAGACCGGGACUUUGACAACGGAUGAGAUGCUCUUCGGCGGUGUUGACAUGGUCGACGGCAGGGGGUUGUUGAGCACGCUCAAGGCGAUUCCGAAAACAUCUGAUAUGGUGCUGGCGACCUGCCACUCGCUGGUAUACCUGGACGAGAAUACGCUCGCGGGAGACGAGAUGGAAAAGGCCGCUGUGAGUGUUCUCGGCUACCGCAUAGACGACGACAACAACAUUCUGUAUGACCCAGCAUCCGUAAAUGAAAAGAGUGAGGAUAAGACAGGUUCAAAAGCUUCUCUGACUUCCACCAAGGUGCUUGGGAAUUCCAACAAAGGGGAGCAUAAGCAGCCUUUGGAGAAGCGAUUUAAGAUCCUCGCGCGUUUUCCUUUUGUGGCGUCGCUGCGACGCAUGUCCUGCAUUGUACGAACAAACGAUGGAACUUAUGUGGUCACGAAGGGAUCGCCGGAGACUAUCGCUGCUCUCUGCAGCAGCACACCGACGGAUCUCUUAAAGAUUUCCGAGCAGACCGCGUCGAAGGGGUAUCGCGUAAUCGCGCUUGGCUAUCGCCGCCUGACCCAAGAAGAGUGUUAUUUCAAGGAUGGUGUCGCCGCUCUUAAACGGGAUGACGUGGAGAAGGAACUGAAUUUUGCUGGGCUUGCGGUUUACGUGUGCCCGCUCAAGAAGGAUGCUCGCGAGACGAUUGAGAAUCUCGUGGGGGGGUCGCAUCGCUGCGUUAUUAUCACUGGUGACAGCGUCCAGACUGCGAUAUCUGUUGGCAGGGACGUCACGAUGCUGCUCUCCAAGCGGCAGCUGAUCGCGAAGCUGUCGGAGGAUGGUGCGGUGACUUGGGUCGAUGCCGUGACGGGUAGCAUCGAGAGAGGUAGCACGGAGAUCAUCAUCGCCAACACCUUUGUGUACUCUCGUAAAAAGUUGAAACCGCGGGAGGAUGAGUGGGAUCUAUGCGUCAAUGCAGAAAACAUGCCCUCCGAGGCCUUCGAAAAUAUUGUUAAGAACUUUAGUGAGUGCGUCGCGGUCUGGGCUCGUUGCGCUCCUUCUCAAAAAGAAGAAAUCAUCACAGAUCUGAAGCUGAAGAAGCAUGUUGUUAUGAUGGCCGGUGACGGCACGAACGAUGUGGGCGCGCUCAAGCAAGCCCACGCCGGCAUUGCUGUCCUAAAUUCAUCUUCAGUACAGGUGAAAACUCCGGAAGGGGAAGUGCAGGUGGGCCCACAACCGCACAACGAGCCUGACCUGCCAUCUGAUAUGAAGGUGCCACCCAACUUCAAGUUUACCAUUGUACCCCCGCAGCCACCCAUGGGCUCUGCCUUCACUGAGGUAAUGUCCUUCAAGAUGUCCGAGGCGAAGCGAAAGGUAGAAAUCGCACAGAUAAAGAAGUGGAAUGAAACGCUGAAGGCAGCCGAAAAGGCGAAGAAGGAUGCCAAGGCCGCAGCACCGCCUCCGCCGUUGGGCGCUGCAAUGGGGGGGUCUGAAUUCCUCAUGGAGUCUAUGUUCAACGCCGAGGAUGAUGGCUUUGGUGGGGCGCCGAUGAUCAAACUCGGCGAUGCCUCCAUUGCGGCCCCCUUCACCUGUCGCUCCAAGGCACUCACGUCGGUUUGCGAUAUCAUCCGCCUGGGCCGCAGCACACUAGUCACGACGCACAUGAUGUACAAGAUCCUGGCCCUCAGCUGCCUGAAUUCGGCGUAUUCAAUGUCGGUGCUUCAUCUGGAUGGGGUAAAGAUGGGCGAGAAGCAAAUGAUUUUGUCCGGGGUGAUAUUGUCGGUAUGUUUUAUGUUCAUGUCGCGCAGCAAACCCCUCACACGUCUGUGUCCGCAGCGACCCGUCACGCGUGUCUUCCACCCUUACAUGGUCUGCACCGUUUUCUUACAGUUCGCGCUCCAUCUUUAUUGCAUGAUAAUGACCUCAAGAAUGGUUGGCGAGGUCGAUGCAGAGACGAUGCUUGAGAUGAAGAAGUUCGGCGAAGGGGACUCGUUCAAGCCCACACUACUAAAUUCAACAAUGUUUCUCAUGACGACACUCAUGUCUGGGACUAUUUUUGCUGUCAACUACCGCGGAGAACCUUUUAUGCAGAGCAUUUACAAGAACCGUCCCAUGUUCAUUGCUCUUGUGAUUCUUGCUCUCGUGAUCGUUUCUUUUGCUACUGAGUCUGAUCCAGAGGUAAAUAAACUAUUCGAAAUUGUAGUCUUCCCAUCACUGGAGUUUCGCACUCGUUUUUUGAAACUGCUCGCUUUGGAUGCAUUUGGGAGCUACGCUAUCGAGAAGUCCUGCCUAUUACUAUUUACGGACCAUUAA